Messenger RNA from Myotis brandtii (Brandt's bat), 636 nucleotides. It is a transcript of the gene ROPN1, whose product is annotated as rhophilin associated tail protein 1. The record is from RefSeq and is a predicted model, not a curated record. Bases 1 to 540 code for a protein of 179 amino acids. NCBI's taxonomy places the organism in Eukaryota, Metazoa, Chordata, Mammalia, Chiroptera, Vespertilionidae. The transcript is spliced from 5 exons.
AUGCCUCAGACCGAUAAGCAAAUAUGCAUUCCGCCGGAGCUGCCGGAAUUGCUGAAGCAAUUUACCAAAGCCGCGAUCCGGACCCAGCCACCCGAUCUCAUCCAGUGGGCUGCGGAUUAUUUUGGGGCUAUGUGCCGCGGAGAGAUUCCUUCAGUGAGAGAGCGAUCUGAGCCAGUCCCUUCGUCUAACUGGGCAGAGCUUACACCUGAGCUGUUGAAGAUCCUGCAUGCGAGGGUUGGUGGCAGACUGAUUGUCCAUGUCGAAGAGCUGGCCCAAAUGUGGAAGGUGCUGAGUCUCCCAACAGAACUGUUUAAUAGUGUGAUGAAUGUGGGCCGCUUCACGGAGGAGAUUGAGUGGCUGAAGUUUUUAGCCCUUGCUUGCAGCUCUCUUGGUGUUGUAACACCCCCUUCUCCUAGAAUAGCCUUCACCACCUCCUGUUCUACUGAGACCAAUUUUAUAAAAGAAGAGGUUGUAAUUGGUCCUGAUGGUUUAAUCAAGGUGGUUGACUUUACUCAAAACCCAAGGGUUCGGCUGGAGUAAAAGCACAAUUUUGGAGAUGAUUGUGCUUCAGAAUAGCUGAACCCCACACACCAUCCGAUGACCAUUUUCUUGUACUACUGGUACACACUAAUAAAC